Crotalus tigris (Tiger rattlesnake) is the source of this 1391-nucleotide messenger RNA. It is a transcript of the gene MOGAT3, whose product is annotated as monoacylglycerol O-acyltransferase 3. The coding region runs from base 304 to 1284 and encodes 326 amino acids. NCBI's taxonomy places the organism in Eukaryota, Metazoa, Chordata, Lepidosauria, Squamata, Viperidae. The record is from RefSeq and is a predicted model, not a curated record. Gene Ontology annotation, molecular function: diacylglycerol O-acyltransferase activity. Gene Ontology annotation, cellular component: endoplasmic reticulum membrane. Gene Ontology annotation, biological process: triglyceride biosynthetic process. The transcript is spliced from 8 exons.
GAUUAGACAAAGAGAGCAACCGGGUUUGGCCAGGAGGGGGCGCAGUCUCCCUUGUGCGGGCUGGCCCUGUUUUCCCAGGGCAGGGAGAGCGGAGGGGCCUAGCCGAAGGAGGCCUUGGGAUCUGGCCGCCGUCCCUGCCUCAAGGCCGGGGCUGCUGCCUCCGCUCCUGCAGGAUUCCCCCCCCCCGAAAACCCAGGCCGGCUUGGGUGCAAAGGAAGGCGAGGGAACCUUUGAGCACGUGCGGCAUGCGCCCCCACCUUGGACUCCAUAAAGCCCUUGGCCGUCUCAGGUCAGCUGGAGAAGAUGACCCUGCGCAGGCAGCUGGAGGCCCUCAGCGUCUUCCAGUGGGUGCUGACUUUCCUCUUCUUCGGCGCCUUCUUCACCCUGCUUCUUAUCUACCUGCUCUUCACCUCCUUCUGGUCCCUGAGUGUGCUCUACUUCAUCUGGUGGAUUGUGGAUUUGGACACCCCCAUGCAAGGAGGCCGUCGUAGUGAGUGGAUGAGGCGCUGGAAGGUCUGGGAGUUGCACAGGGACUAUUUCCCCAUCAAGCUGGUGAAGACUGCUGAACUGCCGCCCACCAGGAAUUAUGUCCUGGGCUCCCACCCCCACGGCAUCAUCUGUGCGGGAGCCUUUUCUGCCUUCAGCACAGAGGCCUGUGGCUUCUCCAGGGUCUUUCCCGGCCUGACCUCCAGCCUGGCCCUCCUGGCUGGCCUCUUCUACCUGCCCGUGUACCGCGAGUACAUGAUGAGCUCAGGGAUGGUGCCAGUCAGCAAGAAGUCCCUGGACUUCCUGCUCCGAACGGGGCCUGGACAUGCGGUGGUCAUUGUGGUGGGCGGGGCCUCAGAGUCCCUGGACUGCAACCCAGGCGAGCAGCGGCUGCGUCUUUCAGGCAGGCGAGGCUUCGUGCGGCUGGCGCUGCAGCACGGGGCAGACCUCGUCCCCGUUUUCUCCUUUGGGGAGAACGACAUUUUCCGGCAGGUGCGGUUCCCCGAGGGCAGCCUCCUCCGGCGUCUCCAGCUUCGCUUCAAGCAGCUGUCUGGCUUCGCUCCCUGCCUUUUCGUGGGGCGCAGCCUCUUCUCCAGCCACUGCUGGGGGCUCCUGCCCCAACCAUCCCCCAUCACGGUUGUGGUGGGGAAGCCAAUCCCUGUCCCUUUGCGCCCACAGCCCAACCCAGAGGAGGUGGACCGCUACCACGCCCUCUACGUCCAGGCACUGCAGCAACUCUUUGAGGAGCACAAGGGCAACGGUGGCCUCCCCCCCUCACAGCAGCUCUUCAUCACCUAGGGAGCCCUCCCCGGCCAGGGAGCCAGGCGCCCGUCUCUGCUGCAGGCUCAGGCGGGGUCCCCUCUUUUGCUCCCCGGUCCUAAUAAAGAGUGAUACAUUUUGUGGCA